Messenger RNA from Eublepharis macularius, 3473 nucleotides. It is a transcript of the gene STX19, whose product is annotated as syntaxin 19. The coding region runs from base 252 to 1133 and encodes 293 amino acids. The transcript has 2 exons. Gene Ontology annotation, cellular component: SNARE complex; endomembrane system; plasma membrane. Lineage: Eukaryota; Metazoa; Chordata; Lepidosauria; Squamata; Eublepharidae. Gene Ontology annotation, molecular function: SNAP receptor activity; SNARE binding. Gene Ontology annotation, biological process: exocytosis; intracellular protein transport; synaptic vesicle fusion to presynaptic active zone membrane. The record is from RefSeq and is a predicted model, not a curated record.
CUCUCACAUUCUACAGCCUUCCAAGAUGCAUUUUCCAGGUGACUGAGGUCUAGGAGGAUUAAGCAACCAUAAGUUCUUUAAUGGAAAUCAUAUUCCUGCCAUAUUAUUUAUACUCACAAGGAUACUGGAAAUUACUUUAAAGCACCAGAUCCUAUCACAGAAGUACUCAGGCAUCCAUCAACUCAGGAUCUUAAAGGGACUCAUUGCUAUUGCGGUAUAUGACGGAGGAACCAUAGUGAAUUCUACAGAAGAUGAAAGACCGCCUUCAAGAGCUUAAACUGCGAGCAAAGGAACUACAGCUAUUGGAAGAAAACAGCCAUGUUCCUAGUGUUGUGUCAGAUGAACAAGCAGAGUUUGAACAAUCAGCUGUUAUUUUUGAAAAGGAGCCCGUAACAGAAAGAUACCUGAAUGAAAUCCAGAGACUUCACAAUGAUAUCAACGAUUUGGCAGAAGAUGUUCAAAAGUUUAGUCAGCAACAAAAGAGCCUAGUAGCUUCCAUGAGAAGAUUCAGCAUUCUUAAAAAGGAAUGCAGUGUUACAAGAGAGAUAAAAAUUCAAGCAGAGCACAUUAGCAAGUGUUUGGAUGACUUGUCAAAAACAGUGAAAAAGGCAGAAAAAGAACACGGUUCAUCAUCUGCUGUUGUAAGGGUUCUUAGUUCUCAGCGUGCUGUCUUAUUCCACCGCUUCCAAAAUAUCAUGUUUCUGUACAAUGAUGCUAUAACUGCCAAGCAAGAAAAAUGUAAGACCUUUAUUGUACGUCAGCUUGAGGUGGCUGGAAAAGAUGUAUCCGAGGAAGAAGCCAACGAUAUGGUUCAACAAGGAAAAUGGGAAAUUUUUAAUGAAAACCUACUUACCGAGGUUAAGAUUACUAAAACUCAAUUAUCUGAGAUUGAACAAAGACACAAAGAACUGAUCAAUCUUGAAAACCAGGUGAAAGAUUUAAAGGACGUAUUCAUCCAAAUCUCACUUUUGGUAGAAGAACAGGGAGAAAUUGUCAACAGCAUUGAAAUGGAAGUACUUAAUACUCAAGACUAUGUUCAGACAACAAGAGAGAAGUUCAGACUAGCGGCCAAGUACCGAAAGAAAAAUCCUUGUAGAGCAAUAUGCUGUUGGUGCUUCCCCUGCUGUACAUAAGGGUCUUCCCAGGCAAUUCAUCUUCAUUGCACUAGCCUUGAUCCAACACCAGCAGCUCAAUUUGCCACCCGUGUGUAAAAAUGUGAGGAAAAGGGUAGCCUUGCUUCCAUACUAUCAAGCAUAGAUGCAUUUUUUUCUUCUCCACCCCACCCUCAAACUGUGUGCACUUUAAAGCUGAACAGGGAAGAAGGCACCGAAAACAAAGAAAAGGGGAAAUUAGUACUGUUGGGGAGUCCUGUGGUUAUUUGCCACUUGCAACCAUUUUUAAAAGCUAGUCAUGACUUCCUUUAAGGCAGUAAAGAAAAGUGGGAAUGCCCCAUGUCUUAAGAUCUUCUAAAAUAUGUCUUAAUAUGUGAACAAGGUAAUGCUGAGAUUAAGAAGAAGGAGUUAUGUUACAAGUCACAGGUCACUAAUGAUGUUACAGGACUACUUUACAGGUACCUAUGAUAAUGUUCCACACAGCACUUAGCAUCAGAAUAGAUUCACACUAGGUGGCAAUUUUAUUCAGCAGUUUAGAAAGAGAAGCAAAACUGCAGAACCACUGCAAUAGUAACUGGAACAGUACCUUGAAGAGCUUAGCAAAACCAGUAACCACGGGAUAUUCCCUGCUGUGAAAACAGAUUGUCUAGAAAGGCUGUGUUUGAAACAGUUUGUGGCUAGAUUCUGGCUGACCCUUUCAAAAAUGGCAACCUGUUUGAAAACAGAAGCCAUAUUGAAAUAUACUAUAAGCCAGCAAGACAAAACGUUGCAAACAUAAUGUACAGUAAAGGCUCAGAGCUGCUCUAUGUGUUGCACCUUUUCUUUCAUGUUAUCUGUACAAGUAAAAAAUUGCAAGUUCUAAGGAGAUAAGCUCAUAACAGAGGUCUCAGUUGAUACAUUAAGACAUAAAGCACAUUGGUAGUUUGCUCACCAAUGUAAAUGCUGUUUCAGAAAUAAGCUGGAGUGAACACAUCAUGUAUUUUACCCAAAUUUGUGUUUGCGUCAGUCUAAAAUGUUAGAACACCAGCAGCAUAGCUGUUUUUGUUAAACAAAAUGAGUCAACACUGGAUUUAAAUUCUUUCUUAGGGAAGAGAGCUUAGAAGGAAGGUACAAUAAACAGAUAAAUCAAGGCUACUUCACAUAUUGUAUCGUGACAACGUAUUUGCCACAGCAUGUACACAUGGAGGCAGCUAUGACCAAUUCCAGUUCCCAGGCACAAGGGUUCAUAUAAUUUAAAAAGUAGCAAAAACAAAAUUGGGAUUGUGUACAUAGACUGGGAGAGUUUAGGUAUGCCCAGACUUUUGGUCUAAUCAAUGGGAUGCCGACUUUUUUUUUCAACCCCCCCCCUUCCAUUCCAAGAAACACUUUUGUGCAUACCUUUAAUUUUAAAAAUGUUGCGUUAUGUAGUAUAGGAAAAGAGGGAUGCAGUUGAAUAAACAGAAACUAAACAUUCCCUUCAUGCACAGAACUAACUGUAAGGUACUUUGGAUCCCAGCCUCAACUUUUGUGUGAGUGUACAUUUUUAAAAGCUAGCUAUGAAACAGGAAAUGAUAUAAAAAGUAUCUUUAAACAAAAGUAAUUGCAAGAUUUUUCCUAUCACCCACCUCAUAAGGCAGAACAAAGAAGUUGCAUUAGAUAUUAAAAAGCAAGAUCCCACACUGUCACUUUGUUACCAGUCUAUGACAGGCUGGUUUGCAUUGAGGAGGCUUUAACUUGCGACCCAAAAAAAUCAAAGUAGAAUUGUAAUUAUUUGGAGGCAAACAGGCAAAUUGCCUGUAAGACAAUUUUUAUGCUGUCAGCAACUUUAGCACUUCUUAGUUGUCAUAUUAUCACAUUUCACAAAUGCAAAUUUUAUUUCUUUAAAAAGCUAUUUAUUUGCACUUAGAGGAUGGCAAGACUUAAGAAACUAUUUCCAUAAAGUCAGUUUGUUAUGUAAAGUGCAAAUCUAUCACUAGCAUGAGACAAGUGUGAAUGCAUGUGUGGGAAAGAUUAAAUUAAACAAUGCUGGCAAUUUACAUAUCAGAGAACUUUGAAGAAAUAGAGUUUUGUUGUAAUCACAAAGGAGGAAAACAUUUAGAAUGUGCAGCAGAAAUGUUAAAAUGGAAGCAGGCCUAAAACAAGCGUAGAAGUUUUGGUAGAACUCUAGGUGGAGAAACUGUAGACAUUUUAAGGGCAGGAGUGGAAAUGCUUUUUAUUUCGCAUAUAGUGAUUUUAUAAAAGUUUAUUAUGUGCAACACUUAACACAUUUUACCAAAAAACAGACUGACAAUUUUAAAGAAUGCAGACUACAUUCAGACAAGAUUUGAAUUCAGACACAAAACUGAGAGUGAGUAUGGUUGCCACUUGCUAGGUCCCCUGAAG